This is a messenger RNA of Suillus paluster, 1133 nucleotides long. RefSeq lists its product as uncharacterized. Bases 163 to 870 code for a protein of 235 amino acids. The record is from RefSeq and is a predicted model, not a curated record. NCBI's taxonomy places the organism in Eukaryota, Fungi, Basidiomycota, Agaricomycetes, Boletales, Suillaceae. The transcript is spliced from 5 exons.
CGGAGCAAACGUGGAACUAAUUCAUUCAAGAACGAGUUCAUCAAAUUGUGUUGUUUGGAGUUGCAUUGUCUCCAUUAUUUUGCGUGUAACAAGGCCAAUUUCCUAGAUCGGCUGGGUCUGAAACUAUGCAUCUAUUUACGUGAAUUAACAAUUGAUGAGAAUAUGGAUGAUGAAAUAAUGACCUCGUGUCAGAAGGGGGUGCUCGAAGUCGGCCUCAUGGCCAGGGCCCAGGUGCUGGUCAAUACAAGGAGCCCAUCUGGUCAUCGAUUCCCACCCACCCCUUUUCCACUUCUUUCCUACUUCUAUCGUCACGAAAUGGCCCUGUUCACCGACCACCCGUUCAGACAUGUCAUCAAAGGCAUUCUAGCCCUGGCGAUGGGGCAUCUGAUCAUGAAAAUGAUGCCCCACUCGAUUCAGGUUAUUCACCUGACUCAAACAUCAGUAACGGUUUUAGCGAUCGGGGCACUUAUCUUAUUGGUAGUGAAACACCACAGAACUCAGGGGGAAGACAGAGUCUUGUCGCAAUCGCAGGAGGAGUUGAUUUUGAUUGCGGCCUUGGGGGCGUUUUGGCUCGCGUUUCUCUUGGCUAUGCGCGCAUGGAACCAGAGUAGUGUCGAUAUUGAUCUGGCACACCCACGCCACAUGUUCCAGGCGAGCACUGGCGAGGCCCAAAGUAAUGUCGUUGGUGCUGGCAGCCGAGGAGGUGCCGCAGCGGCUCAGGGCAUGCCGCCUGCAGUGUCAUCGGAACGGCUCCAAGGCGCAGCAAGCUACAUCCGACAGUCUUACAAGCCUCAAGCCGGGUUCCGUAAACCCCACCCGUGCAACCCGAACGACGCGUACUGUGUCGUCGAGGAGUGGACCUUUUACUGAGGGGACAUGAAAAUAUACGAUCCUGAUGUUUCUUGGACGAGUUUUGUGUAGAUUGGGAUCUAACGAGGUGUACCGCUAGUUUUCGAGUGCAUAUCUCUUGUUUUUUAUAUGGCGUUGUUGUAGUCGAGUGGACUCCAGGAGAGUAUCAAUCAGAAUAUUAAUGAGUUUGAUCAUUCCCUGGAGGUAUCGGCCGGUAUCGGCACUUGAAAUGAAUAUUAUCUCCGACUCUCCAUCGGCAUCGGGAGGGUAUCGGCAGGAUCUGU